UAUAUCCGCUCAAAGAUUUCCGAAAAUAACGAAUUUCAUUUCUGUAGACGGGAUCUUCAAUUCUGCUCUCUUUUUCCCGGCACUUUUUUUUUCUUCUUCUCAGUUUCUCUCUCUGCUUCUGCGAUAGCGACGCCGAAAUCAGAGAAACCACAGCGGAAGGUUUAGCUUAUGGGUCGGCCUCCCAGCAAUGGAGGCCCUGCCUUCCGUUUCACGGCUCCCGAGGUUGCGGAGAUGGACGCUAUAUUGCAAGCACACAAUAAUACCAUGCCAGCUCGGGAAGUUCUCGUUGCCCUUGCUGAGAAGUUCAGUGAAUCGGUAGAACGGAAAGGGAAGAUUGCUGUGCAAAUGAAACAAGUUUGGAAUUGGUUCCAGAAUAGACGAUAUGCUAUAAGAGCGAAGACAACCAAGGCUCCUGGAAAGUUAGCUGUCUCUCCAAUUGUCCAAAUCGAGUCAACUCCUGUGAGAAAUGUGCCUCAAACCACAGUUGUUCCUGCUCCUGCACCAGUAGGAUCUGCAAAGAGUGCUUCAGAAAAUCCAUCGUUGGAGUUCGAAGCUAAAUCUGGGAGAGAUGGUGCAUGGUAUGACGUUGCUACCUUUCUAUCCCAUAGAUCUGUGGAAAGCGGUGACCUGGAAGUACUAGUCAGAUUUUCUGGUUUUGGAUCGGAGGAGGACGAGUGGGUUAAUAUCCGAAGGAACAUUAGACCUCGUUCUUUUCCUUGUGAAUCAUCGGAAUGCGUGGCAGUUCUUCCGGGUGAUCUCAUCUUAUGCUUUCAGGAGGGUAAAGAGCAGGCACUUUACUUUGAUGCCCAUGUGCUUGAUACACAAAGAAGAAGACAUGACGUUCGAGGCUGUCGCUGCAGGUUUUUGGUCCGUUAUGAUCACGAUCAGUCUGAGGAAAUCGUCCAGUUGAGAAAGAUUUGUCGUCGGCCCGAGACUGAUUACAGGUUGCAACAGCUUCAUGCUGUAAAUGAAGCAGCAUCCACUGAGCCCUCAAAGUCUGGCUUGGAUUCUGUACUGCUCAGCGGCCAGAGGAUAAAUUUUGAGGCAACACAAAAGCCAAAUGCCAAUAUAAACGUCCAUGCCCAAACUAAUACUCAGGAAGGAAGGAGUACUGAAACUAACAGUGCUCCAACCACACUCAACUCUGGUAAUUCUGCAGCUAGCUCUGCAUUCUCGAGUGGUAUCGUGACGUCGAACUCUGUUUCUGGAUUGUCGGCUGACAAUGUGUCUGAUGGGAAGUUACUUAGCUGACUAUGAAAACGAAUUUCUCACUCAGUCUAAUUUUAACUGAACGUAUCAAUUUAAAAUUUUGCCUGACUCGUUUAUUUAGGAUGAGUAAAUACGUAGCGAAGUCUGUUUUUUGCCACAUGUUUCGAAGUUUUAGGUUCGAAUCCACUUGUUGUGAAUGCUGAAUGUUCUCGACGGAUAAAAAAUGCAGGAGAACGCCUCGAGGCUAACAGGUCAGAGGCAUCAUCUCUCUUGUUUUA
Cucurbita pepo subsp. pepo (vegetable marrow) is the source of this 1487-nucleotide messenger RNA. RefSeq names its product protein SAWADEE HOMEODOMAIN HOMOLOG 2. Gene Ontology annotation, molecular function: chromatin binding; DNA binding. Lineage: Eukaryota; Viridiplantae; Streptophyta; Magnoliopsida; Cucurbitales; Cucurbitaceae. The record is from RefSeq and is a predicted model, not a curated record.